AUGGCCAAAGCAACAUACGCACCCUCCACCUUCUCCGAGACCUCAACCAUCUGCUCCCUUGAAAAGGAAUCCUUUGAAAAGGACCCCGCCCUGACAGCAGCACCCGCCGUCAAGGAACGCCGCUCCCUCCGAUCAAGAGUCAAGAGGGCCCUCCGCGAGGUCGGAAACCCACCCACCUACCGCUACGAUCUCGAGCACGGCAUCGAGACCAAGAGAACGGUCCCCGUCGGUCCCAUGGGUUUCAACGUCCUCAACCAGCCCUCGCGCAUGUAA
Molecule: messenger RNA, 273 nt
Organism: Colletotrichum godetiae
Lineage: Eukaryota; Fungi; Ascomycota; Sordariomycetes; Glomerellales; Glomerellaceae
Exons: 1
Coding region: 1-273 (90 amino acids)
Source: RefSeq, a predicted model, not a curated record